AUGUAUUCGCUUCUUUUAUUACCUUUUCUAUUCUGGAUAACAUCCGCAUUUAAUAACAUCCCAAUUGAAAUUGACAAAUGUAAAAAAAGCCAAUGGUUUGUGAGGAAUUUUAUCGUUUUUGUUUGUCUUAACGCUAAUGCAAGAAAGGAACUAAAACCAUUUGCUUGCGAUCCGAACAAUGGAAUGGUUGAGAGGACACGAAAACGACCGGUGUUUCUUCAGGAAACUCACAAAUUGAAUGGAUUCGUUUACGAAUGUACAGUUGAUAAAAAUACAAAAGCAGUUGUAUGGAGAGCAAUAGCCUGCUACAUAAAUGAAGAGAAAUUUGGUCCAGGUACAUUUGUCAAGGGAAGAUAUGAUUCUGUCUAUCUUUGUUACAAGGACAUCGAUGGCAUCCUACGAAUUCGAAUGAGAAAACCUGUCCAUGAUCAUUGCAUUGCUGGGACUGGGGAUCCGAACUGCCAACAAGGAAUUCUUCAGGGAAUAUGGAACUCAAAUUUCGGAAUGGGCCAAGGAAUCGCCUACAACAGUGUAUCAAAUACACCUCUCAACAUAUCCAAUCAUAAUUUACGACUGGAUACUACCAAUGCUCCAAUCUAUGAAUAUCCGAAAAUUGGACAAUAUGAUCUAUUCAACUCUAUUAAAGGAUUUGUGAACCCUGAAGACGUCACAUUAACUCCGGAAUAUAUAAUUCAACCUGGCGACAUAAUUCCUUAG
Necator americanus (New World hookworm) is the source of this 717-nucleotide messenger RNA. RefSeq lists its product as uncharacterized. The transcript is spliced from 6 exons. The coding region runs from base 1 to 717 and encodes 238 amino acids. The record is from RefSeq and is a predicted model, not a curated record. Lineage: Eukaryota; Metazoa; Nematoda; Chromadorea; Rhabditida; Ancylostomatidae.